AUGGUCGGCCCAGGUGGUGGUCCUCCGCGCAAGAGCCACACCAAGUCUCGUAAUGGCUGCAAGACUUGUAAGAGGAGGCAUAUUCGCUGCGACGAGACCUUCCCACAAUGUCGCAAUUGCACCAAACACAACUGCCGCUGCGAUUACCAAGAUGUGGUCGGCGGCGCAGGCAGUCCCCCAACUCCACGGCGCGGUCCUGACCUGCUCAUGUCGCCUGACAUCGAGGCCGAGAUUGAGAACUGGCAUCGUACCGGUGUGCCUCCUUAUCCAGAGCUCCUGCAGUGUCCUCGCUCAGGAUGGUCGGGUCUUUCGCGUGAUGAUUUGCGCUUGAUUCAUCAUAUUAUUGGGGUUUCCAUUGACUUACACCGGAGAGGGCUGAGUGGCUGUACAGCCUGGGCGCAGAAGAUGCCCAAUUUUUUGGCUAUUGCGCUGUCUAGCGACUUUGUCAUGAGCUCCAUCCUGGGCUUGUCGGCUUUCCAUCUUUCGUUCUUAACAGGAGAUCAAGAGACAAAGCAGUUGGCGUAUCGCCAUAAAGUGACGGCUCUUCAGGGCUUGCAGGGUGCCCUUGCAUCGUUCUCCAAGGAUAACUGUGAUGCCAUUCUUGCGGCCUCGGUUCUUCUUACAUGGCAGGCGACAGAGCACUCGAGUUGGAUGUCCUUGCAACAUGGCAUCUCAAGUGUACUCGAGUUUAUGCAUCCAUAUUGGAAGCAGGAGUCAGAUCUGGCACAAUAUGUAGAGAGCCUAAGGGCGCUGAGCACAACAGAUCUCUCAAUGGCAGGUGCCUACCAACCUCUCGACGAAGACAUGGUCCAUCUCGACCAAACAAUCCACGCCCUCCAGAUGAUUCAAAAACGAGUCACUCACAAUCUGGAGCACACCCAACGCCUCGGUGAACUGAUCGAAUUCGUUCAAAAAUUCCGCGAUGACUUACCCAGUCAGACCUCUGAACAAACCUUCGACCGCAUCCAGAUACUUCGCCGCUGGCUCUUCUGGCUCCCGCCCUCCAUGCUCCGAGGAAGCGACUCGGAUCUGAGCGCGCUCGCCAUUCUGGCCCAGUUUUUCGCCGUUGGCAUCUCCCUCGACCGCUUCCUCCCAGAGAUGGGAGGUGCAUAUCUAGGCGCUUUAUCCAUCGGCCCCAUCGAAGAAAUCUACCGCAUCAUCAUCGCAAAUAGCGCAACAGAUCCCUUCAACGCCGACCUGCGACUUUCCCUCGGCCUGAUGGAUAUCCCUCGCCGCAUCGUCGCCCGCUAUCGCAGCCGACUCCACUGGUCUCCUCGCUCCUCUAUCGACCAGUAUUCCCCCUGUUCACCAAGUCCAUACCACCACAACCUGACCGAAUACCCACUCGUCACAUCCUCCUCUCCUGCAUCGGCCUCUCCCUCCUACGCCGCAUAUACUCCGCCCCUCCAAUCCCCUCCGGCUGUCACAGUCGCCAGCUCUCCCUUUAAUCUCGCAGACGGCUACAUCACUGCGCCACCCUCGCAUUCGCAUUCCCUCUACCCACCCUCUCCACAACUCCUCGAUACGAAUGACGCACAUCUUUCUCUGGACCUGGUUCAUUCUCAAUCCACUCUUCCGAGUUCCUCGACAUAUACACCGCCAUACGGCGGGGAGUUACAUUGCUCCGACUUGCCCCGUGCUGAUGGCACGCUUGGCUUGAACAUGGAAGUCUAUCCACAGACACAUCCAUUCGAGAUGCCUGGCUUGGUUGCGCCGCUUUGGACAUCGUGA
Penicillium nucicola is the source of this 1731-nucleotide messenger RNA. RefSeq names its product putative C6 transcription factor RosA-like. Bases 1 to 1731 code for a protein of 576 amino acids. The transcript is spliced from 4 exons. NCBI's taxonomy places the organism in Eukaryota, Fungi, Ascomycota, Eurotiomycetes, Eurotiales, Aspergillaceae. The record is from RefSeq and is a predicted model, not a curated record. Gene Ontology annotation, biological process: regulation of transcription by RNA polymerase II. Gene Ontology annotation, molecular function: DNA-binding transcription factor activity, RNA polymerase II-specific; zinc ion binding.